CAAACGAAUUCUAUGCGUAACUCUGCUUACCCCUUAUACAAUUCUCUAUGUAUACUACUCCAGUAGAAUCAGAAUCACUUUAGUGCUAUAAAUAUCAAUAUCUUAAUCAAAUUUAAACCAUCUUGUGAAGUUCGUGAAGCAUACGGAAAACAUGUCGCGAGACUUUCUGAAAACGCUGAUGAAUUGUUCGGAAAAAGCUGCGAAUAUUGCGCGGAAAUGUAGAGCUGAUGAACACUUACUUGCGCUAUUGGUCGAGGAGAAGUCCGCGGACGAAGCAAAUCCGCGAUUCAUAAAGGACUUUAAAACACUUGCUGACGUCCUUAUUCAAGAGACCAUUCGGUAUGAGGUCGGGAAGUUGUUUCCGGAAAUGGUUGGUAACAUCAAUGGGGAGGAAUCAGCUACGUUUACAAACACUUUGGGCGAAAGCGUAACCAUAGCAAUUGGAGAGAAUGCACAAGAAACAGCUGCUUGUUUGGAAAAGGUACUGAAUCAAAACAAGCUGGCGGCUGAACUAUUAGCAGAAGAAGUUCAUAGAGAGGUAGAAUAUAUUGGAUCUGGGCCAACAAUGCCAAUGGCACCUAGUGACUUAAACUACAACAAAAUUGGAAUUUGGAUUGAUCCCAUCGAUGCUACCGCAGAAUAUAUAGCUGGCGAAACAGUAUUUACGAAUUUCCCAGGAAUAACAUCAACUGGUUUGGAUUGCGUUACGAUCCUCCUAGGGGUGUUUAGUAUUCAGAAUGGAUACCCUCUAGCUGGCAUAAUUAACCAACCAUUUGGCGAAAAAAUAGGAGAAAAUAAGUAUGCCAGCAAAGUAUAUUGGGGUGUUUCUUUGGGUAGUUUUUCGGCGAACAAUAUUCCCCCACCAGCUCCUUUGCCGAAAAAGAUCGCCGUGCUCUCCGGAUCUGAGAACCCUGAAGUAGUUGAAAGGAUCAAAAGCUUAGGCUACGAAAUUGCGGUUACUGCAGGAGCUGGCCAUAAAGCUUUGAAGGUCAUUUUAGGCGAAGCUAAUUUAUAUUUAUUAUCCAAAUCUAGUACAUUUAAAUGGGACACUUGUGCUCCACAAGCAAUACUACAAUCGCUCGGUGCUGGUAUUUUUGAUUUUAAGAAAAGUAUAAAGACUGAGCGACUUCAGCCAAUAAUGUAUGAUCAAAAAGCAAUUCGCUGCAAUUUAGGAGGGUUGGUAGCUGUGCGGGAUUUAAAACUUGGUAUGGAAGUUUUGAAAGUUCUUGCAGCGGAUUAAGGUAAAUAAAUAAGCAUUGGACAUGCAUACACUUUUUGGGUUUUAAACAUAUCAUACGCUUGUGCAAAGCUAGACACUUAAUGUAGAAUCGCUAUAGUCACAAAAUAAAGAUUAUGUUUGAUUAGGACUGUUUUGUUAGUUGUGCAUACUAGAACGCUUCUGAGAAAUCUAAUAAGGACAUAGAUUUUAUGUUUGUUUAAAUUGGAACAUCUGCCUCGUAAAAUACUGUAAAAAUACAUUAUGGUUGUGUAUGUACUUCUUUUCUCGACUAUUGAACACAUAUUAAACCAUAUUCCAUAGUCAUAAUCUAAUUGCAAACACAAAUGUUUAGAGCUUAAAAGUAUGUCGUUGUCGGUAUUUGUAGUCAACCAAGGAGUAAUAUUUUAUGUAGACUCUAGAAAAAUGCAAUAUGUAGACAAAGAAACCUUAAUGUGAAGUGUUAUCGUAGAUGUUGAAACCAGUCUAGAAAAAGUCAGUCAUUUCAUAAAACUAUUAUAAUGACCGUAAUUUUGGAUUCGUUUUUGAAUUUUGGAAGAACCUUAGGCACAGUUUUAAAACGUAGAUAGACACAACUUUAGCAACAACAAAGAAACACACGAAAAUAUUAUUUUGUGUGUAACGGCCUAUGUAGAAAGGAUUAAUGAUGUCUUCCUUUCAUCUGACUUUGUGACUAGAAGCAUUCAAGCGUUUUUGUGAAAUACCAUAUGAUUAGAGAUAAGACAGAUGCAGACAACAUAUAUUACAAGUUCUCUUUGUCGGUGACACUUUUAGAGAUAUUUCAGAAUUUGGAGCAGUCUUGCUAUGCUAAUACUAUUCUAGAUUUUAGUUUCGAUGCACAGCUGUAUCGCGAACAAAACAAUCUAAACCCACUUUGAGUACAAAUGUUGUUUCCUUUGUUUUCGCUCUGGAGCAAGCGUAAUUAUGCUAUGAUAUCGUAGGAAAGGCUGUGUGGUUUUUUAGCUAGUUGUAGGGUUCAAUCAUCAAAAACAGUGUGAAAUCACUAAGGGCGGAUCUAUAAUCUUGCGUUAGAAUUAAUGGAUAAAGUUGGGAAAUGAAAAAAACAUUUCCCAGAUUGAGUAAUGAAAUUUCACAAUUAUAGGCCGAGUUCUAUUCAUUCAUUCUACUCUCAUCGUUCUGCAAUCUGAAAGUGGACAAGUCUGAAAAAUAUAUCAUUUCUUCAUGCAGAAAUAAAACGGGUCAGACGUACUUAAUUUAAAAAACUUGAAUGUCAAUGAUAUGUUGUGAAAAAGAGAAUGAGGUUAAGGGCUCUGAAGACGGCAGGUUUCCUAUAUAGUUUCGGGGUAAUUUCCAUCGAAACAUCUGGUUAAAACAAUCUAAAAGUUCUAAAAAUCCACCUUAAAGUAAUCUAAAGACAUUUCUUAAAAUUUGCUGUUCUUAGAUACUCAUAGUCUAGUGGUAGUAUUAUUAAGUAAAUGUUGAAUGUGAUCAAAGUAUUUAUUAAAUGUUAUAAAUGUAUAGACAAAAUAUCUAAACUCACAGUAGAACAAACCAAUAAAACUAUCCCGUUUAAAAUAGUACUUUCAGCAAUCAAAUAGUAUGUGUGAGAUCCAUCGAAUACAACACAGGGAAGAAAACAAGAUAAAAAAAAACAUAAUGUCAAUUCAAUCUAAAACAAAAUAAAACCGUUAACAAGUGUUCAGACUUUAUUGUAAUUUGGAAGUUAUAUUUGAUGAAAUAAAUAGAAUCGGACAACUGUAUGUUGUGUUAGAGCA
Hermetia illucens (black soldier fly) is the source of this 2973-nucleotide messenger RNA. RefSeq names its product inositol polyphosphate 1-phosphatase (gene Ipp). The record is from RefSeq and is a predicted model, not a curated record. Gene Ontology annotation, molecular function: inositol-1,4-bisphosphate 1-phosphatase activity. The coding region runs from base 152 to 1240 and encodes 362 amino acids. The transcript has 4 exons. Lineage: Eukaryota; Metazoa; Arthropoda; Insecta; Diptera; Stratiomyidae.